Messenger RNA from Drepanopeziza brunnea f. sp. 'multigermtubi' MB_m1, 5559 nucleotides. RefSeq lists its product as uncharacterized. The record is from RefSeq and is a predicted model, not a curated record. Lineage: Eukaryota; Fungi; Ascomycota; Leotiomycetes; Helotiales; Drepanopezizaceae.
AUGUCCGAUAAAGGUCUGGGAGACAUCGCGCUUUCUGUUUACAAUCAUCUCAACAACCCCAAUCGACGACCUUACCUCAAGAGAAAUGUGCGCAAAGCCCUCCGCUCUUUGACUAAUAUGGGAUCAAGAGGCUCGGCUUUAAGAUCAUCGGCUCGACUUGGAUCUCGAGAAGAGUCAAUGGCUUCGGACGAAGAAGACGGCCUACGGCCAAUGAAGCGGAGGAAGCUUUUCGACAACAGGACCACCUCUGCCAAACAUGACGACGACGACGACGACAAAAAUUUUACGAGGAGGCCCUUUGGUCAGGUGACGAACAAGAGCAACGGAGUUCCUUCUCCGUCCUCCAAGCCGGAGGCCAUCAAGCCCUCAAAUUUCUAUGGCAAGCCUAAAACAGCUCCUUCGCCCCUGGUCCCCGGGUCGCUCACAGUACGACCGAUAACGAGUAAGAAUUCUAUUAACAGAAUUCUGCCCGCGACUCUGGUGAACUUCUUCGAAUCGAUGCGAAUUGAUAUCCACCAUAUCGACCCGGGCUAUGACGAGGAAGUGAGCGACGACCGUGGGCAAGAAGCCAACAUUCCGUGCAGGUGCUUUGUUAGUAUGUUUUACGCUAAUAACGACAAAAAAUCCGGCGAUGUGGAUAGUAGAGACUUGACGAUUAACUGUAAAGAUGUCAAGGCGUGCACUUUACGAGUCAGUAUCGGCUACGAUGGAACGGUCAGGAGGGAAGUCGUCCUUCCAGAGCCAUUCAUCUUCUCGCCGACUCACUUUUACGUCAACCGAAGGAAGGACAUCAACGGCCGGUCGAUCCGCGAAUUUGGAUUUGCCGACAAGUAUCAACUGCAGAUCAAAUUGGAACCGAUGGGGUCCCACGAAGCAUGGCCUCCCCUGGGUGCACAAGGUCUAGUAUCUGAUCUCAUUGAUCAAGGAACGAUAAGCCCUGAAGAGACACACUUGCAUUGCAAGACAAAUCCGUUCGCUGACGCCGACCAACACGCAAAGCUUGAUCUACAACUUUGCUAUAAGACUAUCAAGCAGGCCAUCCCGUUCAGCUUGGAGAUACAAAUUAGAUGGGCAUCUCCCAGUCAUCUGAGUGAAAUCAGAUCCAGAAACACGAAGAUAGCCGCAGCUCGUAUGCCUGCUUCUUUUCCAGGCCCCGAGAUUUCCAAAUCUCCUAUUGCCCGCCAAGCUGAGGAUAUCACAGCUCAUGAGAGUCCCGGAGACAGCCGUGUUCCAAGACGGCGCACAGCUGUCACAACAUACAACUUGAGGACCCUGAGCAGCAUGGCUCAAAGGAGGUCACCAAAAGCUUCUCGCACGAAGAGACCAAAGCGACAGAAUCUCGACAGCGGGGAUAUCACAGUGACAUACAGCUUCAGCAGAGCAGAAGCUGCAGAGGCAGGCAUCAAGCGAGAGACGACAAUCUCAGGGCUGAACUGCCCUUUUUGUCUUUCGCGAAAUGGUAGUCUCGAGGAGCUGAGGCUACAUCUUCACACCGACCAUGGUGCCUUCAAAUUUCAUCUCCGCCGGCCAGAUCCCCCUUUCGUGACCUACUAUAUCGAAUUGGUCAAAAAUAAUAGGCCUGCUCCGACGUUUCCACAGGAACUUCAGAGAACUAUUCAGAUGGGUCUUCCUGUAAGCCUGUUUGAUCUGGAAAAGUAUAUUGGUGGAGAUGAAUCUUGGGUGAAGGCUCGCAAUGGCAGGUCUCAACCCAGCCUCCUACCCCCCCAUCUCCAACCGCAAGCACCCGAUGCCUCGUCAUCUUCAUCGCCACAUGAGUCCCGCCACAGCUCGCCAAAUACGUCAAACGACACUGAUGAUAUGAUGGGGUUUGAAAAUUGUGAGCCAAAGGCUCAGUUGCCAGUUUUCCAGCGAAGAGUCUUCUACGCCCCCACAACGAGUAAGCCGCUCUACGAGGCUACCACUAAACGUCUUUUGAAACCUGGAGAUGAGCUACCAAAAAGCGAUGACGAAACAGAUGAGGCAUGGCUCCAUCAGAGUCAACGGGACGGCUUGAACGACUUCACGGAUGAGGAUGUCUUACCCGAGGAGAAAGACUUCAUGCACCGUUGGAAUUCCUUCGUUGUCAAUGAACACCUCACAAGUGAUAAGUACCUCGCGACUGUGGUUGUUCGCUUUGUGGAAGCAAACAAGGCUUGGCUGGUAGAGAAAACCUCUCGGAGAAAGGAAUUCAUGAAGCAAGCCGAGAACUUCAUUCUCAAAGGAAUAUUUGAUGAGCGCCGUCUUCGUCACUGCUUGGGCGUCAUUGAGGAAGAGAGGAAGGCAAUAGCGGCGAGAGAGGUAGCCGAGAGGAAAGAAGAUGUUGAUAUGGACCGGAUGGAUGAGGACGAGAAAGAAGCACCUCCGGCGCGGUCCUUGCAUACAUGUGUUUGUGGCGAAUAUCAGCCUCUAGACCGGGUCACCUGUCGCGGAACUCCAACGGGCUCAGGAUUGGAGGCAUGUUGCUGUUGCCUCAGGAUGCUAGCCGGGAAAGUUGCGCGAAGCAUUGCUUGCUUGCGCUGCCAAAUACGCACAGAAAUGCCGUGUGAAGGCGAUGGAGAGCACUUCGUAGCUGAAAGAGGCUUGGAAAUAAUUCUAAUUAGAGCUGGGAGUGGGAGUGGGAGUGGGAGUGGGUGUGGAAGUGAGAGUGAGAGUGAGAGUGAGAGUGAGAGUGAGAGUGAGAGUGAGAGUGAGAGUGAGAGUGAGAGUGAGAGUGAGAGUGAGAGUGGGAUGCUAUCAAGCUUUCGACUUUGUGCAGCUAGCUACCGAUGGUCUGUAGAUGGUAAAUGCUUGUACCUUGGGGCGGGACGCUAUGUCAUCAUCCCAGCGACGACGAUCCUGAUCCCUAGUAAACUACCUCCUAUCAUGGAGCGCAAGCCAGCCCAGCCAGGCUUUGCCGCCGCCUACCCAGAGCUGGAUCAGCUCAACAAGCAGAUCGCCGAGCUCAAGCAGCGCACUCUACCAUACGAACCCCAUCUACUCACGGUACCUACGAGCACCCCCUACAGAGAAACCCCAAUCUACGAAUACCGGGGCACGCCCUUCGAGGACUAUGAAGUCAGAGAACUGCAGCACAUGACCAUGAUCUCCUCCUCCCGGCGCGGAGUGGCUCGGACGGAGGGUGACUGGCAAGCCCGGAUCGAGAGUCAGUCCCCAGCAGCCCUGCAAGCGCUCAGCAAUACAGCCACGCCUAGUCAUACGAAAGACCAGAAGGUAUACAAGAAGUUCUCCUUGCGCGAUUACGCCAACGCGAAGAAGAACGGAACCAAGCUACCUUCACCACCUACGACCGCGGGCGACACCAAGGUCGGCCAUGCCACAUAUGUCAGUGCUUCCACGAGCAGUACGCCUAUGAGUCGCCUACCCUCAUUCGAAAGUGGCGCUCCAGAGGUAAAGCUGAACGGGGUUGCCGCGCCAUUGGUCAAUUCACACAACUUGGAGAAGCCGGGUCCGAAGGGGAAUGCAAACCUUGCAGUGCCAUCUUCGAAUCGUCCUGAUACCAAGACAAAUGCUCCUGCUACGAACGCCUCUGAGCGCCCUCCAAACCAUACCCUCGCAUCACAAAGGUCACUCUCGCAUCUCAAGCCACCCGUCAACCACCAACUUCCUCCUCGACCUAAUUCUCCCCUUCGUAAGAGCUACGAUGUCAAGCCCGUGUCGGAGCAGAAGAAGCGACCAUUGGAGUCGUCCGGUGCUGGACAAUCUGAGAAGCGUGCCAAGAUUGACCAUGAUAAGAGUUCGUCCACGUCACAGAACCAUCAUCCACGCAAGAUAGACAGUUCCGAGUCGAAGAAGCUGGCGCCCGCAAAGAACAUUCAAUCGACAUCUACGCCGAACCGCGCCUCGCCGCUCCCUAACAAGACCGCCCCUGACGCCAAGUCGUCACAAGCGAAGGAGAUCAGAACGGAUAAGCCAAGACCGCUUCCUGGUAGACUUGGGCCACUGCCAGAAGAUCUCACGGAGUUGGUGAACCCGAAGAAGCCUGGAUCAGUGAACUCGACCCCCAGCGCACUGGCCAAGUACAAUGGUCAAGAUACCAUGGUCGGUAAGGAUUCUCGUGGCAAGAGCCCGUUGAGAUCCUCCACACCUGCUCAAGCUUCCCACGGCUCUCAAGCCUCCAAGAAGCUUCCCUCGCCGCUCAAGCCUCUCCCGAAGAUGCUUUCACCCACCCUUCCCGAUGUGGUCGAGCGAGAACUGGAGCGGAUUCAGGCCAAGAAGACCGCGAAGGAAAAGGAGGCAGCAAAGGAGACACCCCCGGGAGCGUCUCGUGACACUGUCGGAGCUCGGUACGAAGAAGUUCGACGACCUAACGUUCCGGGUGUUGCACGAAAGACAGUUACGCCAAAGGUGGGACACCCUCCAAAGAAGGCCCCGGGAGAAUCGAGCAAGUUGCGCCCAUCACCAGAGAAGGAAAUGGCACCAGAGGUCAAGACAAGCCUCAUUGUCAAGAUGAAGUACAAGAAACGCAUCGCCACGAACCUCCAGCGCAUUCUCCGCAUCAGUCCAAAGCCUAGCAACGAGUACCUGAGGCUUGAGAGAGAGCGUCAGGCAAGCUUGAACCCUCAACGCGGACCGAAGCCAUCAAAGAGAGAGUCCUCAGAAGAAGCAGAGUUGCCCCUUUCAACUGUCUCAGCCAAGGCUUCUACAUCAAAUAAGCGACCGAGCAGCACCAAUGAGCGAUCAGAACCGGCUGCAAAGCGCGCGAAGUUGUCUGAUAGCGUUGAUGCUUCAAAGGAAAAGAGGCCCCUCGAAACAACUUUCAAGUCUCCAGCUCCUGCCGCAAAGAGCCAGAAGGACCUGUUGCCUACGCCAAAGAAGGAAGAACCUAUUAAGAGCGUGGCUAUGCGCAAAGUUGGUUCCACCGACAGCAGCGUUCGCACCCCACAGACCAUGAACACCAAUACUCCAGCUUCGGCCGAAACGUCUCGUGUGGGCGGCGGCGAUGCUCGAUCAUACCCUAGUGAUGAUCGACAGCAACAGGAUGCCAAAAGAUUGGGCGUUGAGGCUCGGAAUCUUAAGCGUAAGAUGGAUCAGAUCCUGCAGACGAAACUCCCAGGAGGCCCAGUUUCCGUUACCGAAGAAGAUCGCAAGCAUGGAUAUGCUGUCGGUAUCGAGUGCGUCACCCGGUACAUGGAACUAUUCGCGCUCACGGAUCGUCUGAACAAAGGCCGCAAUUUUACGAUGUGGGAGUCGAACGUCGGACUCUGGACCCUCCUGGAGCGCAGCACGCUAGAGAAGCAUCCAAUUCUACACGCGCUUAAUUUGCAGCUUGGUGCUAUCCUGAAGCAAGAGAUUGGCCGCGCCUACACCGAGAACUUGCAGAGGAAUCCGCAGAAGUACGCUGCCGAUUUGACGUUUAUCGGGGGCAUGACAAAGAACUUUUUGGAACUUGAUCAGAAUUGGAAGGAGGCGCGCAAGUCCCGCUUCGUGCUUGCUGAGCUGGGUGCGCCUGAGGCUUUGGGGCCGUGGACCACAGUUGGGCAGGCUACAGUGUAUAUCCAUGCUGUCCUGGAGCUGUAUGCGAAGAAGGAGAAGACGGGCUGGAGGCUUUCGACUUCUUAG